Molecule: messenger RNA, 2535 nt
Organism: Manihot esculenta (cassava)
Lineage: Eukaryota; Viridiplantae; Streptophyta; Magnoliopsida; Malpighiales; Euphorbiaceae
Product: probable methyltransferase PMT21
Exons: 9
Coding region: 353-2152 (599 amino acids)
Cellular component (GO): cytoplasm; trans-Golgi network; endosome
Molecular function (GO): methyltransferase activity
Source: RefSeq, a predicted model, not a curated record
UUAUGUGAUGUCUUCCGACUUGAGAGAUAUCUUUGUCUCUCAUUUCCCUUUUCUUUUCUCUUCCGAAAAUUUUUUUUUUCUUUCCUUUCUUUUCUUUUCUUUUCUUUUCCGUCAAUAGCUAGCUAUCUCUAUACUGAUUAUUCUCUUGGAAGUUGGAGCAUUUUUGUUUUCUGUUUCUUACACACAGGAGAUUUUCUCAGGUGUAGAUUGAGAAAGAAAGAUCUGUCGUUAGAUUGGUAUGAUUUGUUAGCAUUAUCAUUACUGCAUCUGAUCCAUUUUCCUAUUGCUUGGAUUUUCUUUGGUUUUGCUCCUAGAUCUGAACUUUUGCUGAUAGUUGUUUAUUCAUAGAAUCAUGAAGCAUAAAGAUGGAAAACUGGGUCCUCAACCUGAUAGAAGAUCCCGGGUUGUUCCCAUAACAAUUAUGUUUGCUGUACUCUGUGGGGUUUCCUUCUAUCUUGGUGGAAUUUUCUGUUCUGAGAGAAACAAAAUUGAGGUCAAGGAUGUCACAAAGGUAGUCUCAUCUCCCAAGGAAUCGGUGGUUUCUCCUCUUCAACUUAAAGCCACAGCUUUCCCCGAGUGCAGCAGUGACUAUCAAGAUUACACACCAUGCACAGAUCCAAGGAGGUGGAAGAAAUAUGGUUAUCAGCGGCUUACUUUUAUGGAACGUCAUUGCCCUCCAGCAUUUGAAAGAAAAGAAUGUUUAGUUCCACCACCAGAUGGGUACAAGCCACCAAUCAAAUGGCCAAAUAGCAGGGAUGAAUGUUGGUACAGGAAUGUGCCAUAUGAUUGGAUCAACAAGCAGAAAUCUAAUCAGAACUGGCUGAGGAAAGAGGGGGACAAAUUCCAUUUUCCUGGUGGAGGCACUAUGUUUCCUAGAGGAGUCAGUGCCUAUGUUGAUCUGAUGGAAGAUCUCAUCCCAGAGAUGAAAGAUGGAACUAUUCGUACUGCCAUUGAUACUGGUUGUGGGGUUGCAAGCUGGGGUGGCGAUUUAUUAGAUAGGGGGAUCCUUACUCUUUCUCUUGCCCCAAGAGACAAUCAUGAGGCUCAAGUCCAAUUUGCAUUGGAGCGUGGGAUUCCUGCAAUCCUAGGAAUCAUUGCCACGCAACGUCUUCCUUUCCCUUCAAGCUCAUUUGAUAUGGCUCAUUGCUCAAGAUGCCUUAUUCCAUGGACUGAAUAUGGUGGUAUUUAUCUCCUAGAAAUUAACCGUAUACUCCGUCCUGGUGGCUUCUGGGUCUUGUCUGGUCCACCAGUUAACUAUGAAAAUCGUUGGCGAGGAUGGAACACUACAAUAGAAGAGCAGAGAUCAGAUUAUGAGAAGUUGCAAGAACUUCUAACUGCAAUGUGCUUCAAACUGUACAACAAGAAGGAUGACAUUGCUGUGUGGCGAAAGUCUUCAGAUAGUAGUUGCUAUAGCAAGCUUGGUAAACCUGAAGCCUACCCGCCAAAAUGUGAUGACAGCCUUGAACCAGAUUCUGCAUGGUACACUCCGCUCCGUUCUUGUGUUCUUGCUCCCAGCCCAAAACUUAAGACAUCAGUUCUUGAAUCCAUCCCAAAAUGGCCAGAGAGGUUGCAUGGUGCUCCUGAACGUAUCUCAGAUGUUCCUGGUAGUAGCACUAGCGCUUUCAAACAUGAUGACAGCAAGUGGAAGGUGCGAGCAAAACACUACAAGAAGUUACUGCCAGCAAUUGGGACUGAUAAAAUAAGAAAUGUGAUGGACAUGAAUACAGUUUAUGGAGGUUUUGCUGCAUCAUUGAUUGAUGAUCCCUUGUGGGUCAUGAAUGUGGUCUCUUCUUAUGCUGUCAAUACACUUCCUGUGGUUUACGAUCGAGGCCUUAUUGGAACUUACCAUGACUGGUGUGAAGCUUUCUCAACAUACCCUCGAACAUAUGAUCUCCUUCACCUGGAUGGCCUUUUCACUAGUGAGAGUCACCGAUGUGAUAUGAAGUACGUGCUCUUAGAGAUGGAUCGGAUCCUUCGCCCCAAUGGGUAUGCAGUUAUACGGGAAUCCAGCUAUUUCGUAGAUGCCAUUGCCACCAUUGCGAAGGGCAUGAGGUGGGGUUGCCGUAAAGAAGACACUGAAUAUGGUGUUGCGAAGGAGAAGAUAUUGAUUUGCCAGAAAAAGCUCUGGUAUUCCUCUAAUCAGAGUUCAUGAAGAUAGAAAUAGAAAUCCCAAUUGUUGUGGUGAUCUCCUGAAAGGUGUGUAAUUGAGAACAAAGGAUUCCAGGGGAUAGACAUAGACAUCAUAUAUCAGUAAAGCUCAAUACUUCACCUGCAAAUUGAUUAAUCCACAAAAGCCAAGAUCUUCAAUUGGAGAAUUAGCUACACAAUAACUUAGUUUUGUUAAUUUAUAGUGGUCAUAAAGAUAUUUAUUCUUUGCAAGAUAUCCGCAUAUUCUUGUCUUUUUUGAGUUCUCUUGUUUUUGCUUUUGAUCUUUAUUCUUUUUAUUUUGUUAGAAAGUUGAUAAGGUAAGUGCAUGUGCCAAUUUUAUCACACAUUGUGAUUUCUGUGUAAUGAAAAUUAUCAAGUUUUUUCUCA